Molecule: messenger RNA, 624 nt
Organism: Pogona vitticeps (central bearded dragon)
Lineage: Eukaryota; Metazoa; Chordata; Lepidosauria; Squamata; Agamidae
Source: RefSeq, a predicted model, not a curated record
CCAGGCCCUUCCCCUUCCUUUCCUUCCACGCUUGGAAACCCCGUGCGCGAGGAAGCAGGCCCUCUUUCCGGCGUCCGCCAUUACGCGAGGCGGUGUGAGGUGAAGCCGCCACCGCCACCAUGCAGAUUUUCGUGAAAACCCUGACGGGGAAGACCAUCACCCUCGAGGUUGAACCGUCGGAUACCAUAGAAAAUGUCAAAGCCAAGAUCCAGGAUAAAGAAGGAAUUCCUCCUGACCAACAGCGUCUGAUUUUUGCUGGUAAACAGCUGGAAGAUGGCCGCACUCUGUCUGAUUAUAACAUUCAAAAGGAGUCUACCCUUCACCUUGUGCUGAGACUUCGUGGUGGUGCAAAGAAGAGAAAGAAGAAGUCUUACACCACACCUAAGAAGAACAAGCAUAAGAGAAAGAAGGUGAAACUUGCUGUCCUUAAAUACUACAAGGUGGAUGAGAAUGGCAAAAUCAGUCGCCUGCGGCGUGAGUGUCCCUCAGAAGAAUGUGGGGCUGGAGUGUUCAUGGCUAGCCACUUUGACAGGCAUUACUGCGGCAAGUGCUGCUUGACAUAUUGCUUCAACAAACCAGAAGACAAGUAAAUGUCUAUUGUAAUAAAAAAUAUUUGAAUCUACA